UUUUUUUCCCCAACCCAUUCCUUUCUUCACUAAAAUUGAACCAAACAAGGCUUAAGAGUCCUACGACGACCAUCAAAUUCUCUCUACACAUUUUGCUGCUGGGGUGACUUUCCCUUUCCAUGCACUCUUCACUCCACAACAAUUUCCCAAUUACAAUCUUCAAACAAUUUGAUCUUUCAAUUCACAGAAUUUACCAAAUCACAAGUUGAUAAUUUAAUCAAAUUCUUUCAAUCAUGGCGAUGACAGUAGAAGGCUUUGUGGGCUUGCCUUUACGUUUUCAGUCAGUAUCAUGUUGCAGAUACUGGCUUGUGCAAUUUACAGUAACUGGUGGCCUUUGUUGUCAGCUCUAAUGUAUGUGGUAGUUCCUAUGCCAUGCAUGUUCUUUGGAGGUGGCUCCACGCAAUUCUUAGUAAGUCGAGAUGGUGGAGGUUGGAUAGAUGCUGCUAAGUUCUUGACGGGAGCUUCUGCCGUGGGAAGCAUUGCAAUUCCUAUGAUUCUUAGACAUGCAUAUCUGAUAGAGACAGGAGCUAUGCUCAUUGAAUUAGCAUCUUUCUUCUUAUUUGUCUGUACUGUCUUGUGCUUUCACCGUGCUAGCCUUGAUGAUGAAUGGUAGGGAGCAAUUAAAUAUUGAGCUAUCUGGAGUUGAUAGAAACAGAAGGCUUUCAGUAUCUGUUGUUGGUAGCCGCUGGAAGAAAGCGGUGUGAUAUGAACUGUACACUGGUACAUAAAGAAGCUUUAGUAAUUUACAUUCUCGUGUCCAGCAAAUGUAUAUUUUGGGUUGUGGUGUUUAUUGAAGCAACAUACUAAUUCUUGUAUUAUCUUAUUUCCUGGAUCCGUUGUUGAGUUCAUUCUUGAAGCUAAUGUAUCAAUUCAAGGCUGUGGUGUUUAUGUGAAGCAAGAUUUCUCAUUUUACCAAAGCUGAACUUAAUUCCUGAA
Chenopodium quinoa (quinoa) is the source of this 936-nucleotide messenger RNA. Its product is annotated as vacuolar protein sorting-associated protein 55 homolog. Gene Ontology annotation, biological process: late endosome to vacuole transport via multivesicular body sorting pathway. The coding region runs from base 290 to 613 and encodes 107 amino acids. The record is from RefSeq and is a predicted model, not a curated record. The transcript is spliced from 5 exons. Lineage: Eukaryota; Viridiplantae; Streptophyta; Magnoliopsida; Caryophyllales; Amaranthaceae. Gene Ontology annotation, cellular component: endosome.